This is a messenger RNA of Penicillium verrucosum, 1077 nucleotides long. RefSeq lists its product as uncharacterized. NCBI's taxonomy places the organism in Eukaryota, Fungi, Ascomycota, Eurotiomycetes, Eurotiales, Aspergillaceae. The coding region runs from base 1 to 1077 and encodes 358 amino acids. The transcript has 3 exons. The record is from RefSeq and is a predicted model, not a curated record.
AUGGCCCCUCGACGUGGCGGCUCUUCCUCGAGCUACUAUAGCGACUACAAUCCAUGGAGCGAUACGGUUUGGUUGUCGUUUGAAAACUACGAGAGCAAAUCUUUCUUCUUGACCCGAUUUGCCUUUGAUAUUCUUUCUCUUCUUGCCUUCAUCGUCUUCCUCAUCUGGGCAUGCAGAAUCAGGAAUCGCAGUCUCCCGCUAAAGGCACUCAUUUGCGCCCUGGCUUCACUUAUAUGCUGCCAAAUAAAUAUCGUUGUAUGGGAAGCCCUACAUGUCGCCGAGACGGACGUGACAAUGUACUAUUUGAUCGACCUGAUGCUCUGGGACUUCUUCAGAGUCGUGGCGAUCUGUUUCACCUUCUAUGUCUUCUGGAAUCUCAUUCAUAACUUCCUAGGCCAUAUCAGAGGUUCCGGCAAGCCCCAUGCGGCAGUGACCACCAUCCAUUAUAUCUUCCUUGCGAUUAUCUUCGUUAUCUCGCUUGCCGAAUGGAGUUUGCGUGUCGCUGUUUACGUCCGAAGUGUGGCUUCCCUCUACGGCACUCUUCAGUUUACCUUGUCACACCUGAACGGUGCGACCGAUAUCAUCUAUUGGGCGUUUUCCAUGGAAAUCCUCGCAUGGAUGAUCUUCGUGGUUACCAAGGCUGGUAAUGAUAUUUUUGUGUCAAAGAUGCCCGCUAUGGCAAUCGUCCUCGCCGCCAUCUCCUGGUUCGCAGCGUGCUCCGUCUCGGCCAUCGUCUACAUUCGCUAUACCCUGGUGCACAUCGGUCAUUAUGAAUGGCCGCUAUACCUAAACGCCGUCAUGGCAAUUUUGACUUUCGUCUUUGGGGUCGGCACUUAUACUGGCAUUCUCCUGGGCUGUUCGAAAUGGCACAUGCUCGGCGAUGAGCAGAAGUAUACCGCGCAUCAGUACCAGUCUCAGUACCACUCUCAAUACCCUCCAGCUCAAACACCACCCCAGUAUCUUGAUCAGUUCCCCGGUGGACAGUACCCUCCGGUUCAACAGCAGCCAUAUGGUGUUGCUCCUUACCUGGAUCAUUCGGCACAGAAUCAGUCUCACGGGCACCCUGUCUCGCCUUAG